Closterium sp. NIES-67 is the source of this 1026-nucleotide messenger RNA. The record is from the annotation of a GenBank genome assembly. Lineage: Eukaryota; Viridiplantae; Streptophyta; Zygnematophyceae; Desmidiales; Closteriaceae.
GUUUUGGAAUGCUGUGGAUGUGCACCUCUUGUCCUACAAAGGAUGAGAUGUGGUCGACCAGUAGGGUAAGGGACGAUUUGCCAUCGAGUAAGCCUGGACCACGAACCCCUCCAGUGAUGCAUAAGCUUGUGGGAGCCUUUGCUCUAGCAGGAAUCGGGUAUCAACAAACUUGGGAGAUAUGUCGCAGCUUGGGUGUUCCACGUCCAGGCCAUGGAACAUUUUACCGCUUCAUGGGUGGCGAUAUAAAUAGAAGAUGGCUGUGCAUCGAUGGUCGUUGGUCGAAUGUUCGCGAAGCCAAAUGGUGCACGGUGUCGUUCAUGGACCGUGAAUCCCGAAAAAUCAUGAUGUGUAAAAACACUAGGAGAGGGAGGGAUGACGACUCAUCGGUGAUGCUAGAGAGGGUAGCGUUCAACCAGGGCAUGGACGAGGAAAAGGUGCAGGACGCGACUCGAAAGGCUGGCACGGUAGACGGGGCAAUCGUAUACAUGAAGGAGUCGGAUGCAAAGUAUUUGCACCUAGAGCUGCAACAAGUAGUGAGGUUGGAAAGGGGAGUUAGGACAGCCAACAACACGGGACGAGGGGAAGUACCAAGGGAGCAGGGGGCAGGGGCGGUAGGAGGAGAUGCGCCAGAGGAAAGUGAAAGCGACAGGAAUGGAGGCAUGGCUGAGGGGGGUACGGAGAGGAUGCCGGACGCUAUGGUUAGAUGGUCCGAUGUGGAGGAAUUGUGGGAUGGCAACCAAGCCCACAUGGGCGGUGGCGACAUGGAUGUGGAGGGAGAGGAAAACAACAGACAGGGAAGUGGGGCAGACGAGAACGUGGAUCCGGCAGCGGGGACCCAGCAGCAGAGCGGCAGGCGUUGGGGUCGGCGAGCCCCAAGAAGACGGACGCGUAGAGGUCACACCCUCCCAUACCCCACGUACCCUGGAUAAUUUUGACUAAGUCCUUCGCAACUGGUCACAUCCCGCCUCAUACCCGCCGUAACCUGGAAAAUUUCGGCUAAGUCCUCUGUAACCAGUCACAACACAC